This is a messenger RNA of Beta vulgaris subsp. vulgaris (sugar beet), 1318 nucleotides long. RefSeq names its product ras-related protein RABA1f. Lineage: Eukaryota; Viridiplantae; Streptophyta; Magnoliopsida; Caryophyllales; Amaranthaceae. The record is from RefSeq and is a predicted model, not a curated record. Gene Ontology annotation, cellular component: endosome. The coding region runs from base 262 to 906 and encodes 214 amino acids. The transcript has 2 exons. Gene Ontology annotation, molecular function: GTPase activity; GTP binding.
GAUUCCUCGUCCAAAAAACUGAAUACGCUCCUCUCCCUCCUCCUAUUUAACUCUUAACAUUUUCUCUCUGUGUUUUCGAGAUUUGCAUCAAAUUUGCGGGACCUCUCUUUCACUCCAUCCAACCUACCACUCCCACCAUUUAGAUUUUACAUUUACACUCUCACUCUUCUCUCUCUACUUUACUCCAAUUCAUAUCUCUACUUUCUCCAGAUCCCAAACCUCUAUUUCUCAUUCUUUCUAUAUUCAAUUCAAUUCAAUUAAAUGGGGUAUAGAGCAGAUGAUGAUUACGAUUACUUAUUCAAAGUUGUGUUAAUUGGUGAUUCUGGUGUCGGAAAAUCCAACCUACUAUCUCGAUUCACUCGGAAUGAAUUUAGUCUCGAGUCUAAAUCCACCAUUGGCGUUGAAUUCGCAACUCGUAGCAUUCACGUUGAUGAUAAAGUCGUCAAAGCUCAAAUUUGGGAUACUGCUGGCCAAGAAAGGUACCGGGCAAUUACUAGUGCUUAUUAUCGUGGUGCUGUUGGUGCUUUGCUUGUCUAUGAUGUCACUCGUCACGUCACAUUUGAGAAUGUUGAGAGAUGGUUGAAAGAGCUCCGAGACCAUACAGAUUCUAAUAUUGUAAUCAUGCUUGUGGGAAAUAAGGCAGAUUUACGGCAUUUGCGGGCUGUUUCCACCGAAGAUGCACAGACAUUUGCUGAGAAGGAAAAAACCUACUUUAUGGAAACCUCUGCCCUGGAGUCAUUGAACGUCGAAAAUGCUUUCACGGAGGUGCUUACACAAAUAUAUCGAGUUGUCAGCAGAAAAGCUCUGGAGGCUGGGGAUGACCCUGCUGCUGUGCCGAAGGGACAAACCAUUAAUGUGAAGGAUGAUGUAUCUGCGGUGAAAAAAGUUGGAUGCUGUUCCACAUAGUGUGGAGUGUCAAUCGAGUUGAGGGUGGUAAAGUCAUGUGUAAUAUGACACAGGGUUACUUCAAAUUGUGGGUGUUACUGGAAGCAUCAAACACACAUUAGAGAGCUUCUUUGCAUAUUUUAGUGUCAUGUUUUAUCUGUUCAUCUCAGGCUUCAAGAAUUAGUUUACUUGAUUCAAUGAGAUCUGAGGUGGACCUCAUUUCUGCUUCCGUCUCACCUUACCAAGAUUUUUCUCAUAUCAAAGCUGUAUUUUUAGCUUCCAUAUUCUGAUUAAAUUUAAAAUCUGAAGAUUGAGCUUAAUUGUUUCAGUUGAUUACUGUAAGUUUUCUCAUCUACUAGGGUCCUGUUUUUACAUGAAGCCCUUGAAACUGGGAUAGUUUGAUAUUUGCCAUUAUUACGGACUUGUUUGUUUU